AAUCCAAUGACCAAAACAUAAUUCUUCGUGAAGAAAUGGCCUACGUGGAAACUUAAAACUGCAGACAGAUUGGUACAACUGCCCAUCGACAACAAUCAUGGCAAAUAUGUCGACAAUUUACAAGCUUUCUUUGCUCGCACUAACUUACUUCAUGCACGUCGGUGGGUCGACGUGCCCGGUUCUGGAGUGCUGGUUCGUGCAAGAGAAGCCAGGCAGAGGGUUCCCUGCUGCUAUGACCCAGGAGAAAUCUCUGUUGAUCAUCGUAACCAACCCAGAAAGCCAGGGAACCGGGUCACUGAAACCAUCGUCAGACAUAAACCCAGAGAGGGUCUACUACAUCACAGACCCUGCUGCCACCUUCUGCCACUCCUCCCUCCACCCACCAGGGGGUGCUGUGGAGAAACCCCAGUGUGAGCUCAACCCCUUCCUGCCUCAGCCGUCCACCGUCCAAUGGGCCGCCCCGCUAACAGACUCUGCCCUCAGCCCCAUCUACCUGCAAGCUGAUUGGUACUCUGCUGCCUUGCAGGGCCUUGACAGACAGCUGACCCUGUCCAGUGUCAUGCGUGCUCCCACGGCAACUAAAGAACCCCAAGUGAUCCUCAGUGUGUCCAGCAGAACUGUGAGGGUCCGGUCCAGACUGGGAGAACCGGUUCUCCUGGACUGUGGGUUCUGGGUGGACCCCUCCUCUCCCCUCUCCGGCUCGGGCUUUGCCGUGGAGUGGCGGUACCAGUUCAGGGGCGACGGACGAUUGGUCCUGGCCUACGACGGCAAGGGCGACCGAUUGGCUGAUACCUGGGAGGCAGGGGCGGGGCUGGACAUCGACGCCCUCCACAAGACAGGAAACGCAUCACUGAUCCUGCAGGAAGCCCAGGUGCGCCACUCUGGAACUUACAUCUGCACGGUGUAUCUGCCCUAUCUGCUGGCUCAGGUGGCGGUGGACCUGGAGAUAGUGGAGCCCCCCUCCCUCUCCAUCUUCCCCUCCCCGCUCCCCCUCUCCGCCCCGGGCCAGCUGGUGGUGGUGCAGUGUGAGGCGUCAGGCUUCGCCCCCCUGUCCCUGGAGCUGGGCUGGGAGCUGAGCGGGGCAGGGGGGGUCCAGGACCUGGGCCGGGGCAGCGUGACGGGCCACAGGCAGGCCUCUGACGGCACCUACAGCCAGAGCUCCCGUCUGGAGCUGGACCCAGCCAGGGUGGGGGGUGAGCGGGGGGGGCAGGUCAGCUGUGUGGCCGUCCACCAGGGGGGCACCCGACGAGUCAGCGUCUCCCUCAACGUGAUUGGAAUCAGCACUCCCUCUAUUGAGGAUUCCAUGGCGAUGGUUGCCGUGGCGCUGGGACUCUAUGGUUUGAUGAAGGUGUUCUCCUGGACAAUCAGCAGCUCUGACUCCACUGCUGCUGACACACAGGAGAAGAAGGAGAAUUAAACAAUAGGAGCUGCAUGGUGGUGCCUGAGAACUGAAGAGACCAGGACUGUUUGUAAAUGUGCACGUUUAUACUUUUCUCUAAAGAAGUAAAGUGGCUGAUUGGUUGUUAAUAUUCUUCUUUCUCUCUGAUGAUAUUGCAGUAGAGACAGUAAUUUACUGUUAGUUUACUUUUUUAUAACAAAUCUAUGCUGUGUUAUGAAUCUAAAAACAGAAUAGAAUGGUACACCGGAUUCAAGAUGAACGCUGAAUGAUGAAUCUCAGCAGAAGCCUGAUUAAUUUGAAUCAGGUGUGUUGGAGCAAGGAAACAUCUAAAACAUGCAGGGCAGGAGGUCCUGAUGACCAGGGUUGGGAAACACUGAUCUAGAUCUCAUACAGAUAAAUGUGUCUCCACUAGAUGGUGGCGAAAUACCAUGUGUUGCCCACCACCAUAGAAAAAGAGCGUCAUCUAGUGGUUAUGAAGGGUGAUUGCAAGUCUCCCUCUUUCUCUCUUUUACUCUGUAUUGCUCUCCCUCUCAUCUCUUUCUCUCUCCUCAGUGGUCAAAGAUUGAGGAGAGUAGAGUUACAAACACAAUGUUUGGUUAGUACUGUUUGGUUUCUAUGUAAGAUACUUUCUCCUGUUUGGACUAGAUUGAAUAAAACAACCAUAUUAUAAUGGUUUUGUGUUUCAUGUGA
This is a messenger RNA of Osmerus eperlanus (European smelt), 2089 nucleotides long. RefSeq names its product tapasin-like. The transcript is spliced from 9 exons. The record is from RefSeq and is a predicted model, not a curated record. Gene Ontology annotation, molecular function: MHC class I protein complex binding; TAP complex binding. Gene Ontology annotation, cellular component: membrane; MHC class I peptide loading complex. Lineage: Eukaryota; Metazoa; Chordata; Actinopteri; Osmeriformes; Osmeridae. Gene Ontology annotation, biological process: peptide antigen assembly with MHC class I protein complex; antigen processing and presentation of endogenous peptide antigen via MHC class I. Bases 98 to 1417 code for a protein of 439 amino acids.